Rotaria sp. Silwood1 is the source of this 1314-nucleotide messenger RNA. The record is from the annotation of a GenBank genome assembly. Lineage: Eukaryota; Metazoa; Rotifera; Eurotatoria; Philodinida; Philodinidae.
AUGGCUCAAACAAAAAGUUUAAUUUCGUCCAUAUUUUCACAAUUUGCUGAUGAUUAUGAAGUUUAUGUUGAUUAUGGAAAAGGACGACCAAUUAAAAUGAAAAAUAAUGAAGCAACAUUUAUAGAUGUAGAAAAAUUUCUUAUUGAACAAAAUCGUUUGCCAAAAUCGAUUAAUAAUAAAAAACCAAACAAAAUUUUUAAAUUAAUUUUUUCUAGUUCAACACGUGAAAUUGUUCCUUAUUCGUAUUCUGGUAAAUCUAGCAAAGAAAAUACUAAUCGUAAUUAUCCAUCAACAUAUACACCUAAUUGUUCAAGUCAAGAUUCAUCAUCAGCUCGAAUCGAACCAACAAUAAUCUAUGAUGAAAUUUGGUUAUCAAAUAAACAAUAUAAUAAACGUGUAGCUGCAUUUAUUGAUCAUGUCCAUGAAAAAUUUAUGGAUAAAAACACAGAAAUAUCUAAUGAACAUAAAUCAUUAUGUUCAUCAUCUGCUUAUAAAGUAUCUACAAGACAAAUUAUUUAUAAAGGAAUCUAUCCAACAAAAAUUGAAACAAAUUUAUGCUUACGUAUUGCUGUUAAUGGUGUAUCAAAAUCUAUGCGAGGACAAUUACCAUUAUCAAAUUUAAAUUUAAAUGACGGAGAUUUCGGCGAUGAUGCUGGAAUGAUUGUUGACAAUCGAAACUUUUGUUUUGUUGGUCUAGCUGACGGUGCUGGUGGUAAUCGUUCAUAUGGAAUAAAUCCAGCUGAUUUUUCUCGAGCUAUUUUAGCAGCUUGUGAAAAAAUUCUGCAUCACAGUAAAUUAAAACCUAAUCAAUUACCACGAUUAAUUAAAUCAGCUUUGCAACGAUUAGAAACAAGCGAGGUUCAAGGUAGUAGUACAUUAUGUUUACUUGCAUUGGAUAAGCAAGAACAUACAUUAACAUCAUUAAAUAUUGGUGAUAGUGGAUUUGUUAUUUAUCGUAAUAAUGAAAUAUACUGUCGAUCAACAUGUACAAUGAAUUCACAUAAUUCUGGGCCGAUACAAUUAUUUGCUCUUAAUGAUUGGAUUGGUUUAUCUUGUUUUAUGAAUGAAACUAAAUUUCUACAAGAUUGUUUAUUAGAUAAUGUUAAAGUUCGAAAAGGUGAUAUUAUUAUAUUAUCUUCUGAUGGUUUAUGGGAUGUAAUUGAAUCUGAUCAAUUACAAAAAGUUGUUGAACGUAACAAAAAUAAACAUCUUCAAAAUUUAGCUGAUGAUCUUCUUAAACAAGCAGUUGAUGGAUAUAUUAGUGAUGGUCGAGAUGAUAUUUUAAUUAUAGUCUGUCGAGUUGAUGAAUCAUGA